Thlaspi arvense is the source of this 771-nucleotide messenger RNA. The record is from the annotation of a GenBank genome assembly. NCBI's taxonomy places the organism in Eukaryota, Viridiplantae, Streptophyta, Magnoliopsida, Brassicales, Brassicaceae.
AUGACUCCCAUCGGUGGAUUUCGUGAAGGAGAAGUCAAUGGAAAACCGUUUCACAUAUUCAACUUCUUAUCAGAAACGGAGACCCCAAGCUCCGACGACUUCCCUCCUCUUUAUGUCUGUCCUUCUUUUUGUAUGAGUGAGGCAUGGAGUAAUCUAAGGCCGAAUAAUCCUGAUAUCAAUCACGUUUUCCCGGCGGAUGUUUUCCCUUAUCCUUACUUCUUUAACAAAAGGAGCGGUGAUCAACAGUUCCAGUUUUUGAUUGGAUCCGACGUCUAUGAUCAUCCUUAUUGUGUCUAUCACCCUUAUGUCAUUAGGAUAUCUCGUCAUUGCCACCGUAUCUCCUUUACCUCUUCUCUUCCACCAGGAAAAUGGCCUUGCGGAGUGUGUCGUCGAAAAGUCGACCACAAUUAUGGUGCAUACUCUUGCAAUAAGUGUGAUGAUUAUUUUGUUCAUACAAAAUGCGCACUGCGAGAAAAUCUAUGGGAUGGAAAAGAACUAGAGGGAAUACCUGAAGAGCCGGAGAUAGUUGUUGAGCCAUUCGAGAGGAUAAGUGAUAGAAUAAUACUCCAUUUUACGCAUGACCAUCAUCUGAAACUCGAGAUCAGUGGAGCUUACGACGAAGGAAAGUUUUGUCAAGCGUGCAUCCUUCCAAUCUACGAGGGUAGCUACUAUUCGUGUAUGGAUCAAUGCGACUUCAUCCUCCAUGAAGUGUGUGCCAAUGCGCCUUGCAAGAAACAACAUGAAUGCUCACUCACUUGCACUAAAGGUUGA